AUGACAACGGAAUGCAAUGGACAUAAACUCGGUCCCGUAAAAUACAAAAGUCCCAUUCAACAAGCCAACAAUGAAACGGAUCAAACGGCAGACACGAAUAAUAUUCCAAACCAAACAACCAUCACAGAACCAGACACCCGAUCCGUUCCAAAUACCAUUAUUGAAAUAUCAAUAAAACUAUCUUCCAAUCCCAAUUCAAUAGAUUUAAAUGACACUUCGCCAGAUUCAUCAUCCGACCAAGGCUACACCGAUUCAUCAGAUAACCAAAACAAUUUUAUUAACGACUCUACAUCAUCGAUUUCAGGCGACCCCACGACAGAAUCCGACCAUGAACACCAUUAA
Messenger RNA from Phytomonas sp. Hart1, 342 nucleotides. Lineage: Eukaryota; Euglenozoa; Kinetoplastea; Trypanosomatida; Trypanosomatidae. The record is from the annotation of a GenBank genome assembly.